This is a messenger RNA of Strongyloides ratti, 1587 nucleotides long. RefSeq lists its product as hypothetical. NCBI's taxonomy places the organism in Eukaryota, Metazoa, Nematoda, Chromadorea, Rhabditida, Strongyloididae. The record is from RefSeq and is a predicted model, not a curated record. The transcript is spliced from 2 exons. Bases 1 to 1587 code for a protein of 528 amino acids.
AUGGAAGAAAAUGAUUUAUUUUUCAAAUUAAUUUCUCAAAAACAUUUGUUAACAAAUAUUUUAAAUAAUUUAUCAUUUAAAGAUUGUUACAAUUUAAUUAGUAAAAAUGAAAUUAAUUAUAAAUGGACAAAUAGUAAAUGUGAACAUAUAAUUGAUUCUGAAUUAUUAAUUGAGAAAUUAAUACUUGGAAUAAAUUUUUUUCCUAAUGCAAAUGAAUAUUACCUCAAUAAAAAGAUAAAUAAAUAUAUAGAGGUUGAAAGUAGAAACAAAAAAAUGACAACUAACGAUAUUACAAAGUUAUAUUGUAAUAAGUCUAUUCAAUUAAUAAAUGAAAUAACUUCAAUAAAAGGAUUAUUUAUUGAUAGUUCAUAUCUACCCAAAGAAAAAACUUUAGAAGAUGUUAUAAAAGAAAUUAAAAAUUGUAAUGUACAAGAAUUGGAUAUCAAUCUUAAGGAUAACAUUUUUGAUGAAAAAAAUGGUCAAGUAAUUUUUAAUACUACGGAGAAUGUUUUUAAUGGAUUUACCAAUCUUAAAAAGAUAAAAUUUGUAGUUGAGGAUUUUAUUCUUACUGAUGUUUACAAAAAUAUUAUUAACAUUAUUAGUAAUAUUGAUGGAAUGACUAUUGAAAUUGAAUGCUCAAAAACAUCUUUUUCUGAUUUUGUUUCUGAAAUUUUUAUAAAAAGUGAAGAUUUCAUGUUAACAAAUAUUUUAAGGAAGAAGAUUAAUUUAAUAAUUACCAGAUAUUAUUUUAAAAUAUCUCAUCUUCUUGCUUGGCUUGAAAUUUUAACUAUUUCAGAUCUUAGUUAUUUAAAAAGUUUAUAUUUAUGUUUACCAACUAUUAAUCGUUUUCGAAAAUUUACCACAUUUCUACCAUACAUGGUUAAUCUUGAAUGGCUUGGAAUUAAAUUUGAUAUCAAAGUUUUUGCCAUAAUGGUUGAAUUUAGUACUUUAAGAAAGUUACAUGAAUAUGAGGAAUUUUUUUAUAAAUCAUUUAAAAAUUUAGAAAAAUUAAAAACAAUACAAAUUGAAUGUAUACUUACUCCUAAAGAUAGUUGUAUGAAAGGACAUAGUUGGAUUGUGGCAAAUGAUGGAGAUAUUAUUGAUUCUAAAAUAAUUAUUCAAAAUGAAAUAUUUUCAUUUCUUAGUUAUGGUCCAAAAUCUUUAAAAAAUUUGUUUAUUUCAGGAAUAUCAAAUUUAUCAUGUAGUGAGACACUCUUGUUAAGUCAAUUUUUUCCUAAUUUAAAAUUAUUAUAUUUACGAAAUAUUGUUAAAAGUGAGAAUGAUUGUUUGAAAUAUUUUAAAAAUCUUGAAUUUUAUGUUUGCUGUAAUGUUGGAAAUCUUUAUUUACCAGAUAAUGUUGAUAUUUGUUUAGUUUGUAACAAAAAUAAUUUAUUUGAAGAGAUAAUUAAUAAUAAUAUGUUUAUGGAAUGUUGUGAAUACCAGAUAAAAUCUAAUAAAUUUACAAAAACAUGUACUUUGGAUGGUGAUAUUAAAGGAAAAGUAUUUUUUAAUCAUUUUUAUCAAUUGUAUGGUAUUCAUAAAUAUUUAAAGAAUAUCUACGAGGUUAUUAUGUCUUUGGGUUAUUAA